AUGGCAUUGCUGCAGCCUCGAAACAAAUACGUCACCCUGAUCUCGGGCGAUGGCUUCGAAUUCGUUGUCCUCCGCGAGGCUGCCAUGGUGAGCCCCAUCAUCAAGGGCAUGCUCGACGUGAGGAGCCAGUUCGCCGAAGCUCAAUACGCACGCUGUGUGUUUCAGGAAAUAAGUGGCAUGGUCCUUGACAAAGUGGUCGAGUACUUUCACUAUUGGUACCGUUACCGCAAUAGUGACGAUGUACCUGACAUGGAUAUCCCCGUGGAGUUGUGUCUGGAGCUGUUGGCUGCUUCGGACUACUUGGGCUUGGACCAGGCCAAUAUGAACAUGAAAUGA
Ustilaginoidea virens is the source of this 336-nucleotide messenger RNA. RefSeq lists its product as uncharacterized. Lineage: Eukaryota; Fungi; Ascomycota; Sordariomycetes; Hypocreales; Clavicipitaceae. The record is from RefSeq and is a predicted model, not a curated record. The transcript is spliced from 4 exons. Bases 1 to 336 code for a protein of 111 amino acids. Gene Ontology annotation, biological process: ubiquitin-dependent protein catabolic process. Gene Ontology annotation, cellular component: elongin complex. Gene Ontology annotation, molecular function: protein-macromolecule adaptor activity.